AUGGCUGCUAGCAUGCCCCCAGAUGAGGCCUCUGCCAUCGAGACCGCAGAGAGGGUGGCCUCAGUCUUCUCCGUUAUAGGAGCUGCCUUUAUCAUAUUUACUUUCCUCUUCGACAGCAGCUUCCGUAAGCCCAUCAACCGACUUGUCUUCUACGCGUCAUGGGGGAAUCUCUUCGCCAAUGUCGCAACCCUCAUCAGCAGGGAGGGCAUCAAACGCGAGAUCGACGGACCUCUCUGCCAAUUUCAAGCCUUCCUCAUACAAUGGUUCAUGCCAGCUGACGCCCUCUUCACCUUCGCCAUGGCCUGCAAUGUCUACCUUGCGUUCUUCAAGCAAUACGACUCCUCGUCACUGCGCAAGCUCGAAUGGCGCUACCUUGCCCUCUGCUAUGGCCUGCCCUUCAUUCCCGCCUUUGUGUUCCUCUUCAUCGAUACCGUUGAGAAAGGCAAGGUCUACGGCUCUGCGAAUCUGUGGUGUUGGAUAUCCUCUAAAUGGAACGCCCUACGCAUCGCUUGCUUCUACGGACCGAUCUGGAUCAUAAUCAUCAUCGACAUCGUUAUCUACAUCAAAGUAGGCUUCGUCGUCUUCCGCUGGCGGCGCUCGCUACUGAGCCUCGAUCUCAAAGUAGCAGCCCCUACGCAGCCACAACGCGAUUCGAAGUCUCGCCCCACCUACGAGGUCAAUGUUGUCUCACAAGUACCUCAUCACAAGCAUGGACGUUCCCUAAGCUCGACACGCCCCCUAAGCUACGCCCGCAGCACCACCUCGCAAGCACCAUUGUCACCUACGACGCCACAUCCGUCAAACCAGCAUUCGCGUUUCACCUCUAUUUCCGCCUCAGAGCGCUUCUCCGCCCAGGCAACCCUUCCUGGGACUCCCGUCAAUACCACAAUUCACCAUCGUCGCGCCUCAGGCCCCCAGUCGAGUGGCUCUAAGGCCGUGGACGCCAACCGCGCCACCCUUUCUUACUGCUACACCGCGUGCUUGUUCUUCAUUGCGCUCAUCGUCACCUGGGUACCUUCGAGCAUCAACAGACUAUACACACUUGUCAACAACGACGGACAGGUCAGCCCAUUCGCACUAGACUUUGCGAGCAGCCUCGUGCUGCCACUGCAAGGAUUCUGGAAUCUGAUUAUUUACGUUGUAACAAGCUGGGUGGCGUGUCGUGCGCUAUGGAGCAACGUGGUGGGCGCUUGCUGUUGUACGGCUCGGAGACGCAGUAGCCGCGAGGCAGAAGGAGUCAAGAUGGAGGCGCUUGGGAGUCAGGAUGAGAGGGUGGGGACCGGAGUGGGGAGGGAUCCAUACCCGCUCAGUCCAACAAGCGUCAGAUGGAACAACAUCGAUGAAGAGCCACAGCAGCAUCGCGGCCCCAGCAGGAUCAGUGAGGCUGACAGUGAGGUCAAUCGUGAGAGAGCUGACAUUGUGAUGAGUCUCGACGCCAAAGGUCGCAUGGUCAAACAGGGGAGGAGUCAAUUCGAUUGGGGCAACCUGCCUGGGCCUCGGUCUCCCAUCAACUCGCUGCCACAGUCGCAGCUCCAGUUGACUCGGAGUUACAGUGGCACGAGAGGCAGCCAGAGGAGUUAUGCUAGCCAUGCUAGCUUCCAGAGCCAAGCACUGAGCCGUGGGCAUAGUCGACAAGGGAGUGCUUAUGCUGGUGCGUCGGACCGAGGCUGA
Cyphellophora europaea CBS 101466 is the source of this 1671-nucleotide messenger RNA. RefSeq lists its product as uncharacterized. The record is from RefSeq and is a predicted model, not a curated record. Gene Ontology annotation, biological process: adenylate cyclase-activating G protein-coupled receptor signaling pathway; cell surface receptor signaling pathway. The transcript has 3 exons. Gene Ontology annotation, molecular function: G protein-coupled receptor activity. Gene Ontology annotation, cellular component: plasma membrane. The coding region runs from base 1 to 1671 and encodes 556 amino acids. NCBI's taxonomy places the organism in Eukaryota, Fungi, Ascomycota, Eurotiomycetes, Chaetothyriales, Cyphellophoraceae.